This is a messenger RNA of Homarus americanus (American lobster), 1111 nucleotides long. RefSeq names its product structural maintenance of chromosomes protein 2-like. Lineage: Eukaryota; Metazoa; Arthropoda; Malacostraca; Decapoda; Nephropidae. The transcript is spliced from 7 exons. The annotation marks the transcript as partial. The record is from RefSeq and is a predicted model, not a curated record.
GAGCAAGACGACAGGGCGGCAGUAUCCUGGCUCAGCUGGACUCUCUUCACGAGUAUCACCAUGAGUUAACAGCAAAGACUCAGCAGCUCCAACAAGUGGAACAACAGUUGAAGCAUCUCCAGAGGAAUGCUGAGAAAUAUUUAUCAGUAAAGCAGCAGUUCACCCUGAGAUCCCAUGAGCUACAGUUGUGCCAACAAAGGAUGCAACAGAGCUCCCACUACCAGCAGCAAGGAGAAGUAAAUGCCUUGGAGAACACCAUGAAGGAGUGUAUGGCAACUGUUGAGCGGUGUAAGCAGGUAGAUAUUGAAGGAGAAGAAAAGGUGAAGGAGAUUGAAGACAAAAUUAAGAAUUCCAAGGCAUUAAAAGAAAAAGAGCUGAAGGCAGCCAAAGUAGCAUUAGAAAAGUGCAAGAAGGUGGCAGAAGAGACAAGAAGUAAAUGGAACCUCAAAAAACAGGAGGAGGAAACCUUAAAGUUGGAAAUAUGUGAACUAGAACAGAGUAUUGAGACUACAAAGGUUCAAAUUAAUUCAUCAGUGGAGGUGUUGGAGCAGUAUCAGGUACAGAUGAAGGCCCUUGAAGAGGAAAUUGCACAAGGAAAGAGUGAAGUAACAGCAGCUCAGGCAGCUGUAAAAGCACAGAAGGAGACACUCAGUGCACAGAACAAAGAGAUCACUGCCAUGUCUGCACGUAAGGAGCAGAUCAUAAAGAAUACUGAUGAAGCCCAGCUGGAAAUUAAACAGCUUGAUCACAAACUUUCAAAGCUUAAAUCAGGACAAAGGAUGCUGAAAAUAAGGUGGCCCAGAUGCUAUCAGAACACGAGUGGAUAGUUGAAGAUCGCAAAUUCUUCGGACAGCCCAACACUGGUUAUGAUUUCACUGCUAAUGAUCCUGUGGAAGCUGGACGCAAGAUCACCAAACUGGAAGAACUCAAGGCUAAAUUGUCCAAGAAUGUGAACAUGAGAGCCAUGAACAUGUUGGGGAAAGCUGAAGAACAGUACAAUGAUUUGAUGAGGAAAAAACGAAUUGUAGAGAAUGACAAGGCCAAAAUUGAGAAGGUCAUUCGUGAGUUGGACGAGAAGAAAAAGGAAGCUCUGAGGCAGGCGUGGGAACAG